GCUGUAAUUUGUGUGUUGUGUAAUUUAAAUAUAUCACGAUAUAUACGUAUUAUAUUAUCGCAAAUAAACGCGUUUAAUUAUCCGCAUUUAUAUUCAUUAUCAUAUUCAAAGUCUGUUACGAUUAAGAAUUUCAUCGCAGCUAUUUCAUGAAGUAUGUAAUAGACAAUGAUGUAAAAAAUUACUUUGCGGCGGAGAAUAACGGUUUGUUUUUUUCCACAAACAACAUUUAAAUAACGCGCAAGUCAAAACGAAUCUUCCACAAAAACUAUAUUAUGUGAAAUUUACAUCAAUCUGCGUAAUACAACUAUGUAAAUUGUAUCAUCGAUAAACAAACCUUUUGGUUGAAAUUUUUGAUGUGUUAUUCGAUUCGAUUCUAACCUAUAUUUGAUACGAAACUCGAUGCUCGGAGCAGGAUAAAGGUAAUAAGAUUUCUAGUUAGUUGCUGGACGAAAAACUCGCAGAAUCUAAUCGAUGAGAGACCUAAUGCAGCAGGUGGCGCCAUCUGAAAAAUGGUAGAAAGAUUAGAAAGUAUUGUAUUAUAGAAAGAAGUAAAACAUGGAUGUGGAUACAGCGAGCGAUAAUACGUCCAUCGAUGACAAGAUAGACGAUUUUUGUGAGAAUCCAACGAGAGAUGCUCUAACAGAAGGUCUUAUGAGUCUUUUGAAACCUACGGUGGAUCAAUUAGACGAAAGAAUUCGUGCCACAAGAAUAUGUCAAAUAGAAUUAAAACAACGAAUUGAAUCGUUGACGGAAGAAUUGCAGAGGAUCAACGAAGUAUUGCAGUGUCCACUGGAAACAGAUUCUUAUGUUAAAAAGUUGAUUAACGCUAAACAUAAAAUCACAAUUGUUAGUAACAUUUUACAAAGUACGCAAGAGCGAUUGAAUAAAAUUCACCAAGCAGUGGAGAAAAAUACAGUAAAAAGGAAAGCUUUACUGGAUCGUAGCUCUCCAUAUGGUAAUGCCUCUAAUAUUUUAAGUACAGAAGAACAAGUGGAAAUAGAAAAAGGGGCUAACGUUUCUAAAGAAUAUGAAUGAGGCACGAUAGUACGUGUAAAACAAUUGUGAUACGUCCCUCUUUAG
Messenger RNA from Bombus huntii, 1080 nucleotides. It is a transcript of the gene Snapin, whose product is annotated as SNAPIN protein homolog. Gene Ontology annotation, molecular function: SNARE binding. Gene Ontology annotation, cellular component: BLOC-1 complex; BORC complex; synaptic vesicle. Bases 556 to 1035 code for a protein of 159 amino acids. Lineage: Eukaryota; Metazoa; Arthropoda; Insecta; Hymenoptera; Apidae. The record is from RefSeq and is a predicted model, not a curated record. The transcript has 4 exons. Gene Ontology annotation, biological process: regulation of synaptic vesicle exocytosis; lysosome localization; synaptic vesicle exocytosis.